GAGUUUAAGACAAUAAACAUAUCUGAAUGUGAAUUUCUCGGUCGAAUGACUGAGAAUGAAUGGAAAGCUGUGUGCAAAAGUCUGAUCAACACUGCGCUCACUGAUGGCGAGACGAACUUUGUAGUCGAUCUAUUCAUUCCAUUGAUGGAAUACCACAUCUUUUGUGAAGUUUUAUGCACUGAGUUGAUGACACUCUGCGCCGCUUUUGUAAUGGACGGCCCAAACGGCAUCGGAAAUAUUCCUGCAUUGUUAAGCGCAAUCCUCUGUGCCAGUUGGCCUCGUCAUUUGUCAAAAGCUAUAGACACUAUCAACCCUAUACUAUAUACUUCUGUAUCUAUAGUUAAGGGAUGGCUACUAGUUUUGCAAGAGGACAGUGAGGUAGGUUGUUUCUGUUUCUGUAAUGGUUUGCAAGAAACAAGUGCGGAAGUGAAAUUCUUGGUGUGUGCUCAUUCACUGUGUCUACUAUGUGAAUCUGCUCAGCGUUCAUUGUGGAUGAAGUGGCCUGAAUUAUGCAACGAAAUCUAUUACAUUAUCAAGCCGUCUAUCACCCAUAACCAGCGUUCAUUACCGGGGAGGAUUUUCUGUUGUGUGCUUCCUAUGAAUGUUCUGUUCCAGUUGUCCUGGUUUACUAUUGAAAGAGGUUGGUUGGUGUAA
Angiostrongylus costaricensis is the source of this 654-nucleotide messenger RNA. The record is from the annotation of a GenBank genome assembly. NCBI's taxonomy places the organism in Eukaryota, Metazoa, Nematoda, Chromadorea, Rhabditida, Metastrongylidae.